UGGAAGAAGCAGAAAAUGGCGGCAAAAUUUCGUUAGAUUUCUUUUGUUGUCGCUGAGUUUGGAGUGGCCAUUGCGCAUUCCAAUAGUUGUCUUCCAUGGCGUCUCUGUUUGGCGACGAUGGUGUGGAUGACCUGUUCAAUGACAAUCUGCCGGUGGAUCCGGAUCAGUUGCCCAGCGACGGCGAAGGCGAGAAACUGUUUGCGGACGAUGACGACAACGCCGCAGAACCUGGUAGCCAAGAUGGCCAGAAAGUGGAGCCCAAGAAGCGGGCAGUGAGAAAUCCGCGCCCCAGACUUACGGUCGAAACACUCCGCGGUCCCCGUGGCAUACAGACCAUCGAGGACUACUUUAAAGACGUCAAGUUCAAGGGCAAGGGGUAUGAGAAAGCCGAUCUUGACGAGGUUCUGCGGCGCCUGCAGCACUGGGGCCAUCGCAUGUAUCCCACAUACACCUUCGACGACGUACUCAACAAUAUCGAGCGGCUGGGCAAGAAGAAAUCGCUCCAGGUGCACAUGACGCGGUAUCGUCUGGGCCAGCUGGAGGAGAUGCGCGCCCACGAGGCAGAGGCCAUGGAGGAGGCGCAGGAAGAUCAGCAGGGCGGAGCCGGCGACGAACCCUUCGAUGAGUUCGAUGCCCUGUUGGGCGAGCAGAUUGCCAUGUCCAGACUGGCGACACGCACGCCGCAUCAGAGGAAAAUGUCCACUGCCUCCAGCAACAGUACGCUGGUCACUCCUUCAUUCUCCCGUGGCAAUGCCGUGAUGUCCACUCCUUACUCUGCGGUGAAUGCUGCCACUUUCGACCGAAAUGGAGCCCCUGUGGCUCCUACUUUCGAUCGGAACGGAGCUCCGUUGGCCUCGAUGGACAUCAGUGACUAUGGCCAGCCACUGCCUCCCUCGCAACCGCCAACGCCGGCCGCCAAGAAACUGUCCAACGAGCAAAUGGCCAGGAUUGCGGAGAACCGAAGAUUGGCACAGGAACGUUUAAAAGCCAAAAAGGAGCAGGAGGCCCAAAACCCCAGUUAACGGGAAUGGCCUCAAAGAGCACCGUAUACAUAUUUAUAAACUAUAAAUGUUAAUCUUGAUAAGGAUAAUUUUUAAAUUUCAAUAUAUUCUGUAAGCAAAGUAUAAAGCUGUUCAAAACUCAAAUACAUAUCUGCAUGAAGAAAA
This is a messenger RNA of Drosophila elegans, 1166 nucleotides long. Its product is annotated as protein TIPIN homolog. Bases 96 to 1022 code for a protein of 308 amino acids. Lineage: Eukaryota; Metazoa; Arthropoda; Insecta; Diptera; Drosophilidae. The record is from RefSeq and is a predicted model, not a curated record. Gene Ontology annotation, molecular function: DNA binding. Gene Ontology annotation, cellular component: replication fork protection complex; nucleus. Gene Ontology annotation, biological process: DNA replication checkpoint signaling; replication fork processing; DNA damage response. The transcript has a single exon.